UUGAAAGUCCAAAGUCCACAGUUCAAGAACAAUAUAUUUAUUAUAACUCAUUAUACCAGGAGAAAUAAAUUGUAUCAAUCCGCAGUAUCAUUACGAUAUAUUAAGUUUAGUUUUACCAUGUUUUCAAAGAUAUUUCUAUCAAAAAGUGCUCCUUUAAAGAAUCUUUUAUCAGCUUCAAAUACAUUAAAUAGAAACAUGUCGAGUACUAUUUCUACUUUCAAACACCUUUCCGUUACUAUGCCAAAGGAUUAUGUUUUCCAUGUUGAACUUAAUAGACCUGAAAAAUUAAAUGCCUUUACUUAUAACCUAUUUUGUGAAGUGCAACAAUGCUUUGAAGAACUUAGUGACAAUGAAGACUGUAGGGUUGUAGUAUUAAGUGGAGCUGGAAGGUUCUUUACUGCAGGGUUGGACUUACAAGACAUUGCUCAAAACAUGAUGGGAAGAAUUGGUGCCAUCGAAGGAGAUUUAGUCAGGAAAGCUAAACUUUUUAUGCCAGUUAUUAGGAAGUAUCAAGCAAGUAUGUCGUCAUUGGAGCUCUGUAAAAAACCUGUCAUAGCUGCAAUACAUAGUGGUUGUUUGGGAUUGGGCGUUGAUUUAGUUACUGCAGCUGAUAUGAGGUUAUGUACGAAAGAAGCAUAUUUUGAAAUUAAAGAGAUUGAUAUAGGAUUAGCAGCAGAUAUCGGUACUUUACAAAGGCUGCCCAAGGUUAUAGGUUCAGAUUCUUUGGCAAGGGAGCUUUGCUACACAUGUAGGAAAUUUCCAGCACCUGAAGCCCUCAGUAGUGGCUUGGUGUCAAAAGUCUAUGAUAACAAAGAAGAAAUGAUACAAGGUGCUUUGGGACUAGCAGAACAAAUUUCCAAAAAGACUCCCGUUGCUGUGCAAGCUACUAAAGCCAGCUUAGUAUAUUCAAGGGAUCAUACUGUGCAGGAAGGCCUAGACCAUAUUGCAUUACUAAAUCAGUUUUUACUCCAAAGCGAGGACUUGGCUCAAGCCACUAUGGCCCAGAUCACCAAAGACCCCAAUGUACAAUUUUCUAAACUUUAAAUCGCUCUAAAUAAAUUGUUAUUUGCUUUUGUUUAUACUUUUUAUAACUUUUUAAAUAUUUUAAAAUAGAUAAAACAAAUAUUUUAA
Messenger RNA from Anthonomus grandis grandis, 1131 nucleotides. Its product is annotated as delta(3,5)-Delta(2,4)-dienoyl-CoA isomerase, mitochondrial. Gene Ontology annotation, cellular component: mitochondrion. The record is from RefSeq and is a predicted model, not a curated record. The transcript has 7 exons. Lineage: Eukaryota; Metazoa; Arthropoda; Insecta; Coleoptera; Curculionidae. The coding region runs from base 118 to 1044 and encodes 308 amino acids. Gene Ontology annotation, molecular function: delta(3,5)-delta(2,4)-dienoyl-CoA isomerase activity.